AUGUCCUCACCUGUCUCUUAUACACAUCUAGAUGUGUAUAAGAGACAGGCCCUGAAGCACUCGGACGGGACGCGCACUUGCCCCAAGCUCUAUGACAAGAGCGACCCCUACUAUGAGAACUGCUGCACGGGCGCCGAGCUGUCGCUGGAGCCGGGCGCAGACCUGCCCUACUUGCCCUCCAACUGGGCCAACACCGCCUCCUCGCUUGUGGUGGCCCCGCGCUGCGAGCUCGUCGUGUGGUCCCAGCAAGGCAAGGCGGGCAAGACGCACAAAUUCUCUGCCGGCACCUACCUGCGCCUGGAGGAGUACCGCCGGGGCAUCUUGGGAAACUGGUCCAACGCUAUCUCCGCGCUCUACUGCAGAUGCCCAGCUGCCCAAAGCUCCGAGCCCACCCCAGGCCCCGGCCCCAGCUCCGCACAAACCCCCACACCCAUCAUCCAAGCCCCGAGGCUGCUCCACACCCCUGAGCUCCUGACUGGAACUGGGAGCACCAAGCCUCCCUAA
Messenger RNA from Mandrillus leucophaeus (drill), 504 nucleotides. RefSeq names its product syncollin (gene SYCN). Lineage: Eukaryota; Metazoa; Chordata; Mammalia; Primates; Cercopithecidae. Gene Ontology annotation, cellular component: secretory granule membrane. Bases 1 to 504 code for a protein of 167 amino acids. Gene Ontology annotation, biological process: exocytosis. The transcript has a single exon. The record is from RefSeq and is a predicted model, not a curated record.